UUAACAUAGCUUGCAACAGAAUACUGUUGCUAGAAAUAGGACAGUCGCAUCACUACCACUAGGCAAUUUGCAUUCUGUGGACCAGCCCCUGAAUUCCUCCUGGCUCCUAUUGCCCUUUGGGCGUUGCAUUUCUGGACGCUUCUAGACAGUGUUCAUACUUGGCUGUCUGGUUUCACCAGGAACUCUACCCAAAAGAGGAAAUAGCAAGGAGAAGAACAUUUGCUUUGUUUGUAGGAGGGAAGUGGUCGAGCUACAAACAAAUCUUUAGGCAUCUGAGGAAUUGCUAAGUUUCUAAUUUCAUAUGGUUGCUGACAAGGAGGUGCAGACGAGGACCCUCUUGCUUUCCUCACUAUGGAUAGUCUGUUGCCUCCAUCUAGAUUCUCUUAUUUUAAAAAAUAUCCUCUCCAUACAAUUAGGAGAUAUUUAUCGACGCUCAGAAACCAAAGAGCUGAAGAACAGGUUGCACGUUUUCAAAAAAUACCUAAUGGUGAAAAUGAGACAAUGAUUCCUGUAUUGACAUCAAAAAAAGCAAGUGAAUUACCAGUCAGUGAAGUUGCAAGCAUUCUUCAAGCUGAUCUUCAGAAUGGUCUAAACAAAUGUGAAGUUAACCAUAGGCGAGCUUUUCAUGGCUGGAAUGAGUUUGAUAUUAGUGAAGAUGAGCCACUGUGGAAGAAGUAUAUUUCUCAGUUUAAAAAUCCCCUUAUUAUGCUGCUUCUGGCUUCUGCAGUCAUCAGUGUUUUAAUGCAUCAGUUUGAUGAUGCCGUCAGUAUCACUGUGGCAAUACUUAUCGUUGUUACAGUUGCCUUUGUUCAGGAAUAUCGUUCAGAAAAAUCUCUUGAAGAAUUGAGUAAACUUGUACCACCAGAAUGCCAUUGUGUGCGUGAAGGAAAAUUGGAGCAUACACUUGCCCGAGACUUGGUUCCAGGUGAUACAGUUUGCCUUUCUGUUGGGGACAGAGUUCCUGCUGACUUACGCUUGUUUGAGGCUGUGGAUCUUUCCAUUGAUGAGUCCAGCUUGACAGGUGAGACAACGCCUUGUUCUAAGGUGACAGCUCCUCAGCCAGCUACAACUAAUGGAGAUCUUGCAUCAAGAAGUAACAUUGCCUUUAUGGGAACCCUGGUCAGAUGUGGCAAAGCAAAGGGUGUUGUCAUUGGAACAGGAGAAAAUUCUGAAUUUGGGGAGGUUUUUAAAAUGAUGCAAGCAGAAGAGGCACCAAAAACCCCUCUGCAGAAGAGCAUGGACCUCUUAGGAAAACAACUUUCCUUUUACUCUUUUGGUAUAAUAGGAAUCAUCAUGUUGGUUGGCUGGUUACUGGGAAAAGAUAUCCUGGAAAUGUUUACUAUUAGUGUGAGUUUGGCUGUAGCAGCGAUUCCUGAAGGUCUCCCCAUUGUGGUCACAGUGACACUAGCUCUUGGUGUUAUGAGAAUGGUGAAGAAAAGGGCCAUUGUGAAAAAACUGCCUAUAGUUGAAACUCUGGGCUGCUGUAAUGUGAUUUGUUCAGAUAAAACUGGGACACUGACGAAGAAUGAAAUGACUGUUACUCACAUAUUUACUUCAGAUGGCCUGCAUGCUGAGGUUACUGGAGUUGGCUAUAAUCAGUUUGGGGAAGUGAUUGUUGAUGGUGAUGUUGUACAUGGAUUCUACAACCCAGCUGUUAGCAGAAUUGUUGAGGCGGGCUGUGUGUGCAAUGAUGCUGUAAUUAGAAACAAUACUCUAAUGGGGAAGCCAACAGAAGGGGCCUUAAUUGCUCUUGCAAUGAAGAUGGGUCUCGAUGGACUUCAACAAGACUACAUCAGAAAAGCUGAAUACCCUUUUAGCUCUGAGCAAAAGUGGAUGGCUGUUAAAUGUGUACACCGAACGCAGCAGGACAGACCAGAGAUUUGUUUUAUGAAAGGUGCUUACGAGCAGGUAAUUAAGUACUGUACUACAUACCAAAGCAAAGGGCAGACCUUGACACUUACUCAGCAGCAGAGAGAUGUGUACCAACAAGAGAAGGCACGCAUGGGCUCAGCAGGACUCAGAGUUCUUGCUUUGGCUUCUGGUCCUGAACUGGGACAGCUGACAUUUCUUGGCUUGGUGGGAAUCAUUGAUCCACCUAGAACUGGUGUAAAAGAAGCUGUUACAACACUCAUUGCCUCAGGAGUAUCAAUAAAAAUGAUUACUGGAGAUUCACAGGAGACUGCAGUUGCAAUUGCUAGUCGUCUGGGAUUGUAUUCCAAAACUUCCCAGUCAGUCUCAGGAGAAGAAAUAGAUGGAAUGGAUGUCCAGCAGCUUUCACAAAUAGUACCAAAGGUUGCGGUAUUUUAUAGAGCUAGCCCAAGGCACAAGAUGAAAAUUAUUAAGUCUCUACAGAAGAACGGUUCAGUUGUAGCCAUGACAGGCGAUGGAGUAAAUGAUGCAGUUGCUCUGAAGGCUGCAGACAUUGGAGUCGCGAUGGGCCAGACUGGUACAGAUGUUUGCAAAGAAGCAGCAGACAUGAUCUUAGUGGAUGAUGAUUUUCAAACCAUAAUGUCUGCAAUUGAAGAGGGUAAAGGGAUUUAUAAUAACAUUAAAAAUUUUGUUAGAUUCCAGCUGAGCACGAGCAUAGCAGCAUUAACUUUAAUCUCAUUGGCUACAUUAAUGAACUUUCCUAAUCCUCUCAAUGCCAUGCAGAUUUUGUGGAUCAAUAUUAUUAUGGAUGGCCCCCCAGCUCAGAGCCUUGGAGUAGAACCAGUGGAUAAAGAUGUCAUUCGUAAACCUCCUCGCAACUGGAAAGACAGCAUUUUAACUAAAAAUUUGAUACUUAAAAUACUUGUUUCAUCAAUAAUCAUCGUUUGCGGGACUUUGUUUGUCUUCUGGCGUGAGCUGCGAGACAAUGUGAUUACACCUCGAGACACAACAAUGACCUUCACAUGCUUUGUGUUUUUUGACAUGUUCAAUGCACUAAGUUCCAGAUCCCAGCCACGGAUUACAGCCCCAGACACAGCCUUCUUAUAAACAUGUGCCGUUGGUCACGAUGAGGAUGGGGCAUUUGCAGGAGGUAAGCUUUAUGUCUGACUCCUACAUUAAAGUAUUAAUAAUUUCUAGUUGUUGUCAUCUGGGUAUAGCUGGAUACAGCUAUAAGAUAGAUCAUGGUUAACAUUAUCUGAGCAUAGAACAAACCUCAUAGGUUCUGUUAAGAUGUUAUUAGUCUCAUUUUAGAAGACAGUAUUGCUAGGAGUGCAAGAGCAGUUUUGUGCCUAUUUUUUUUCCAUCACUCCUGUCAUUGUGUCAAAGCUUAGAACAUUUUAAUUUGCUUUACUUCCCUUGUUGUAUCUUAAGGUGUGACUGCUGCUUCUUGGUCUAAGUGUUUUGAUAGGAAAUAAUGGACUAGAGUUUUCUGGUACUUUUUAAGCAUAUUGUCCUUAAAAGCUAGUUUCAUUUGAGGCAUGACUAUUCAUUUCAGCUUUAAAGCAGUUUAUGAAUCCUUAACUAUAUUACCAUUUGCCAUGCUAGAACUUCUAAGUACAGUGAAUUCUCACUAAUUGACUAUUUUUUGAAGAAGCUGUAAUACUUAUUUUUUUUUGUGAAAAUGGUUUACUUUUUCAGUACACACAUAAUUAGGUCCAUUCUCCAAGAAAGGAUUUUAGAUUAUCCACCUUAGUGAAUGGCUAGAAAUGAUUUUGCAAAGUACAAAUAAAGUUUCUUGAUGUUUGGGAUGUUAAAAGUUUUCUUUUCUUUCUGUGGUCUCAUUUAUAUAGUGCUACUUUAAUAUUUACUCUUACCUGAAUUAUUCCAAAACAGUAGUAAAAUUUGAGAUUUCACAGUAUUGACAUUAUAGAAUUCAAUUAAAGUGAUACUGCUUAUUAAAAAUUAGAA
This is a messenger RNA of Callithrix jacchus (white-tufted-ear marmoset), 3837 nucleotides long. RefSeq names its product ATPase secretory pathway Ca2+ transporting 1 (gene ATP2C1). The record is from RefSeq and is a predicted model, not a curated record. Gene Ontology annotation, molecular function: ATP binding; ATP hydrolysis activity; P-type calcium transporter activity. Gene Ontology annotation, cellular component: membrane. Lineage: Eukaryota; Metazoa; Chordata; Mammalia; Primates; Cebidae. Gene Ontology annotation, biological process: calcium ion transport.